UUUUUCUGUUUUGGCACCAUGCAAACUUUAUGAUGCAUUGUAAUUCCUCUCAGAUCUUUGGGUAGUGUUAAAGAUGGACGAGGACUCAUCAGAGAGGAGAUGGGAGGAUAUGGAACUUGAUAUCCUGGUGAGGAUAUUCAAGACAUUUAACAUCAUUGAACUGACUUCAGGCAUUUCCCGAGUUUGUAGCACAUGGCGCUUGGCUUGUUCUGAGCCAAUGCUUUGGAAGACUCUUGAUUUGGGGUUAUUGAAGUCCAAUUACAUUAAAAUCCCUGCAGCACCAUAUGUUUGGGUGUCUGAUAGCUCUGAUAAGAGAUUGAUGCGGUUAUUGAAGGUUGCACUUGGUCUCAGCCGUGGAACCAUUACUUGUUUGAUUUUCCAUUAUGAUUUGUAUCUGAAAGAUGAGCACUUGAUCUAUACGGCUGAAAGGUGCCCACGGCUCAAACAGCUGGUUCUCCCAGCUUGGAAUCAAAUUACGAAGGGUGGAAUCUGUAAGGCUAUCCGCAUAUGGCAAGAUCUUGAAUCAAUGACAAUGCCCAGCAUUGUCCAUCCCCCUUACAUCAUGGAGGAAAUUGGUAAGAGCUGCAAGAAUUUCACUGAGCUCAAGCUGAUGGGCCCUUGUGAUGUCCUAUUUGCAUCAACCUUAGCCACUUGGCUUCCCAAGCUGAAAGUUUUGAGCUUGCGGUGCACUGUGUUGACCAAGGAAGCUUUGAUCUUGAUCUUGGACUCCAUGAUGCAUUUGGAGGUGCUCAACAUUUCUCACUGCGUGUUGAGAGAAGUCCCUGAGCCCCCUGCACCCAAAAGAGUUCUUUUAGAGCUUGAUGAGACAAUCAUUGGGAAGGCAUCCCGGUUACGAGAAUUCUACACUUGCCUAGAAGAUUCAUGCCUCAUGUCUCAACGUACGAAAGCUGAUGAAGGCCUCAUUAGGUGGUACAAGUACGAGGAGUGGUUGUGGCGCAUGGACGAGGUCAGCUCCCUUUCAGUUGCAAUGGAGCAGCAUGUUGAGGUUGGUGGUGGUGGUAGUAUUGUACCAAGUUAAAUGAGAGAUCUACAGUAACAUGUAAUAUGAUCUAUG
This is a messenger RNA of Telopea speciosissima, 1075 nucleotides long. RefSeq names its product F-box/LRR-repeat protein At3g48880-like. Lineage: Eukaryota; Viridiplantae; Streptophyta; Magnoliopsida; Proteales; Proteaceae. The transcript is spliced from 2 exons. The record is from RefSeq and is a predicted model, not a curated record. Gene Ontology annotation, molecular function: protein binding. Bases 74 to 1039 code for a protein of 321 amino acids.